Molecule: messenger RNA, 1074 nt
Organism: Procambarus clarkii (red swamp crayfish)
Lineage: Eukaryota; Metazoa; Arthropoda; Malacostraca; Decapoda; Cambaridae
Source: RefSeq, a predicted model, not a curated record
AUGUACGUGGACGAGACAACCCGACACCUUAACACGAUGCCAUAUUACAUGCCUACGAACCUUCACACAUACGUGAAGUUCGACUCAUUCCAUCCGCUAGCCCUAAAGAAAUCAUUACCCUUCUCCCUAGGAUUACGCCUUAAAAGAAUAAACAACAAGGACGAAAUCCUCUACCCCCAGCUAGACGACCUGUGGGUGACGUUUAGGCGCAGAGGUUACCCUGAGGAAACGCUGAACUACGCCCAGGAGAAACUAUGCGGGAAGACCAUAGAACAACUUCUCAGGCCCCCGGCCACACGUAAUAUUGACGAAUUAAAGCUUGUUGAAGUAUAUAUUGUCCCUACUAUUGUUAGACCUGCUGUUGUAGUGGCCAUGAUUGAUGUACCUGUUGUUGUAGUGGCCAUGAUUGGUAUACCUGUUGUUGUAGUGGCCAUGAUUGUUAUACAUGCUGAUGUUGUGGCCAUGAUUGUUAUACCUGCUGUUGUAGUGGCCAUGAUUGUUAUACCUGCUGUUGUAGUGGAUAUGAUUGGUAUACCUGCUGUUGUGGUGGCCAUGAUUGUUAUACCUGCUGUUGUAGUGGACAUGAUUGUUAUACCUGCUGAUGUUGUGGCCAUGAUUGUUAUACCUGCAGUUGUAGUGGCCCUGAUUGUUAUAUCUGAUGUUGUAGUGGCCUUGAUUGUUAUACCUUAUGUUCUAGUGGGAAUGAUUGUUACAUCAGUUAUUGUAGUUGCCUUGAUCGUUAUAGUUGCCAUGAUUGCUAUACCUGAUGUUGUAGGGGCCAUGAUUGUUAUACCUACUGUUGUAGUGGUCAUGAUUGUUAUAUCUGCUGUUGUAGGGGCCAUGAUUGUUAUACCUGCUGUUGCAGGGGCCAUGAUGUCUGCUGUUGUAGUGGUCAUGAUUGUUAUAUCUGCUGUUGUAGUGGCCAUGAUUGUUAUACUUGCUGUUGCAGUGGACAUAAUUGAUAUCUGCUGUUGCAGUGGCCAAGAUUCUGCUGUUGUAGUGGCCAUGAUUGUUAUACCUGCUGUUGUAGUGAUCAUGAUUGUUAUAGCUGCUGCUGUUAUUGUUGUAACCUAG